CAUUACUAAAAACUUUUCUGCACAUCCAGGCUGGCAGGCCAUCUUCCUCUUCGCCUCGCCGCCUAGCACCCCGCUCCUCCACUUUCUUCUUCAUCCCUCCUUUUCCCUUUCCUCCAGCCUACCCAAGCUGCAACGAUGCUCCAGUUCCAUCGUCUGGGUCUUUUUUGGAAGAAUUGAUUCCCACAGGAAGUGCUUGCAAUCUCAGUUACAAUCAAAUCAGUUGGGUAACCUAAAACCAAGAGACUUCGCGAUGGCCGAGAACGAUCAGGAAAAGAGAGUUGCCGAUAGGUAUCUCAAGCGUGAAAUUCUUGGUGAAGGUACUUAUGGUGUCGUCUACAAGGCCAUUGAUACCAAGACUGGACAGACCGUUGCAAUCAAGAAAAUUCGGCUGGGGACGCAAAAGGAAGGGGUGAAUUUUACUGCUCUUAGAGAGAUUAAACUGCUGAAGGAACUUAAAGAUCCGAAUAUAAUCGAGUUGAUCGAUGCAUUUCCUCACAAGGGAAACUUAAACCUCGUGUUUGAGUUCAUGGAGACCGACCUGGAAGCAGUUAUUCGUGAUAGGAAUAUAUUUCUUUCACCAGCUGAUAUCAAGUCAUACUUUCAAAUGACACUGAAAGGUCUAGCCUUUUGCCACAAGAAAUGGGUUUUGCAUAGGGACAUGAAGCCAAAUAAUUUGUUGAUAGGCUCUGGUGGACAACUUAAACUUGCAGAUUUUGGUUUAGCUCGUGUAUUUGGGAGCCCUGAUCGCAAGUUCACUCAUCAUGUGUUCGCUCGGUGGUACAGGGCACCUGAACUGUUAUUCGGGGCAAAGCAGUAUGGUUCUGGUGUUGAUGUGUGGGCUGCGGCAUGCAUACUUGCAGAACUUCUACUACGCCGGCCUUUUCUACAGGGGUCAAGUGACAUUGAUCAGUUGGGAAAGAUUUUCCAAGCAUUUGGGACUCCAACACCUUCCCAAUGGCAUGAUUUGGUAUACCUUCCUGAUUAUGUCGAGUACCAAACAGUUCCUUCCCAACCUUUGCGUAAGUUGUUUCCAAUGGCUAGCGAGGAUGCCCUGGAUCUGUUAUCAAAGAUGUUCACUUAUGAUCCAAACUCUAGGAUUACGAUCCAACAGGCAUUGGAACACCGGUACUUCUCAUCUGCCCCUUUACCUACGGAACCAGCUAAGCUUCCCAGGCCUGCUCCCAAGGGGCAACCUCUCAAUUCCAGGGUUUCAGAUUUGAAUUCCCAGGCUGGUCCAACUGUUUUGUCACCUCCGAGGAAGACAAGAAGAGUGAUGGCUGAACGUGAAAGCUUUGAUGUGAAUGUCCACCAACAACUUGAUAAGAUUGAUGAACAUGCACAAAUGAGACAACAUACAGCUGGUGAUAACUCGGGAAGAACCGACAACAUGCCAAUGUCAGUAGAUCUUUCAGUGUUCGGCACAAGACCCGUUAGCAGACCAACAAUUAAUAGUGCUGACAGAUCCCACCUGAAGAGGAAACUAGAUCUUGAAUUCCAGUAGCCAAAUUAAUGGCAUACCCUUUGCAGAUAGAUUACUAAUUUGUCGCGCGAUUGACUACUGCUGCUGCCUUAAUCUGGUAUCUAUCGAUCUCUCUCUCUGCCACUCUAUACUAAAUCUUCCCCAACGGUAAUUAAUUGUGUCGAAAACAUCUUCCGCUCAGCCGGCAGCAUGAACCUGCAAGCUUACACAGGAAGAAGCAUUUGCAUUCUUGAAUUCGAGCGGUUGCAGUUGACAGCAUACAAAUCAUUAUUUCAUUGGAGAGGGAGUGUUGUGUUGCUUGUGAUUGUGAUUGUUUUUCUUACUGUAUUCUCAAAAGGUUGGGUCUGUCUUCUUACCCUAAUCCAUGAUUCUCAUUUUCCCCCUUUCUGUAACGACCUUAAUUGUAAGACAAACAUAAGAGGUCGAGUUCUCCUUUUGGCUCCAGGAAUGAAUACAACUAUAAGAGGGAAACUUUUUGACAUGCCUGCUUAUUCUGCUAUAUGAUUUUUUGCUUGCUGUUCUUACAGUCUCACCAACUGUGCUGGAUUAUUGCUGAAGAGUCACUGUAGUGCUG
Molecule: messenger RNA, 2054 nt
Organism: Linum tenue
Lineage: Eukaryota; Viridiplantae; Streptophyta; Magnoliopsida; Malpighiales; Linaceae
Source: the annotation of a GenBank genome assembly